AUGCCAGAAAACAUGCCAUCCGAAGAGAUGUUCGACCUCUAUAGUGCGCCUGAUGCUCCAGCGAGCAAGCAGCAUCGCGGGGAAUGCAGCAAAGAGCCUCCGGCCAAGAAAACUCGCACUGAGAACCCUUCAGCAGCUGGUCCUUCGAAAAAUACAACACCACAUCCAUCUCCCCUCGAGCAGCAAACUCCACCUGCAUCGGUCGAGUCGACCCCUUCCCCACCGGCUCCUGUUGAUCAGACACAGCCAGCAACCCCUGUUCAAACAGGGGAUGACAUAUUGAGUUGCGCUCUAAGAUCGGCCAAGGACAGGAUGACUAGGAUCCUGAGGCACGAGCGCAGCCGAGAAGUCAUGGCUGGGACAGAGUCGAUGGAUGUCAACUAG
Messenger RNA from Humulus lupulus (European hop), 384 nucleotides. RefSeq names its product proline-rich receptor-like protein kinase PERK1. The record is from RefSeq and is a predicted model, not a curated record. Lineage: Eukaryota; Viridiplantae; Streptophyta; Magnoliopsida; Rosales; Cannabaceae. The coding region runs from base 1 to 384 and encodes 127 amino acids. The transcript has 2 exons.